Molecule: messenger RNA, 3546 nt
Organism: Penicillium odoratum
Lineage: Eukaryota; Fungi; Ascomycota; Eurotiomycetes; Eurotiales; Aspergillaceae
Exons: 3
Coding region: 1-3546 (1181 amino acids)
Biological process (GO): mRNA splicing, via spliceosome
Cellular component (GO): nucleus
Molecular function (GO): ATP binding; nucleic acid binding
Source: RefSeq, a predicted model, not a curated record
AUGGCUCGCCACGGGGAUACUCGCUCACCAUCUCCUGUAGGCAGCACACACUCAUCCAAGCGGAGCCGCAGAGAUGAUGACCGCUAUGAUCGAAGCCGGCGGGAUGAGGGACGCAGCUAUCGCCGAUCCCGCAGUCCAGAGAUCACCCUACAGCGCCGGUACCGUGGUCGCGAUAACGGUCGCGACAGACCCAGCUACCGACGACGUGACCGCUCCCUAGACCGCCGCGAUGAAGAUACCUACCGACCCACUCGCAGAGAACGAUCUCGAGACCGCCGACGGUCUAGAGAGCGAGAUGACUUUCGCCGGAGAAGCCGCGACAGAGAUUACCGACCCAGGCGAGAUGAUUCACGCGACCGUGAUCGCAGGCGCACGGAUGAUUCUGCUGACCUGAAGUCCAAGUCUAGACGGGAAGAUAGCCGAGACCGUGGAUCGAAUCGGCAGUCGAGGUCUCGAACUCGCGAGCCAUCCAAAGCAUCCACCCCCGCACCCGCACCCGCCGCUCAGACGGACGAGCAGAAGAAAGCCGAGAGACUCGCAAAAUUGGCAGCAUGGAAAGAGAAGCAAGCCGCCGAGCGUGAACGCAAGGAACAAGAACAGGCUGCCGCUGGCCCACGGAACAUUUUGGAAGCUAUUGAUCGUAAAUCCGGGGUUUCCCCCGCCGUUGCUUCACCCCAAACACCCGCGACACCCAUUGACUCUACGGCAUCCACUCCGUACCCUGGGAAAUUCGACCCUAAAGCCAUCGCGAAGAACGUCACAACCUCUGCUGCAUCGCCCGCUGUACUUGGAAAUGAUGUCGCUGUUCCCCAAAUCACAAAGACCGCCGCGAAACAAUCACACCUCUCCACCUCCGUUUCCAAUUCCGCUUCUUUUAAGCCCAUAGGCAAUGUGGGUGGGUUUGGACUGGGAGGAGCGAAAUUAGCCUCUGACAAGGAGAAAUCCACGGCCACCCGCACGCUUGGGUUUGGUGAAGAGGAAUCUACGCGUAAGAAGCUCGAGAGGCUUCCCACUCCUCCUCUUGAUGAUGGCAAAGAUAAUACAGCAGAUGAUGCCGGAGACGAUGACAUGGAUAUGCAAGAAGAUGGGACCGAGGAGGACGCCGAAGCCAACGCGCGAGCAGCAGCAGAGCGCCGAGAAGAGCGACUUCAGAAUGUGAUUCAGUCGGAAAGCGACGGACAAGGCGACUCCCAAACAAAUGGUGAUGUUCAAAUGACGGAUGUGUCCAACUCGCAGGCCGAAGUUGAAAUGGAAGUAGAUGAGGAAAUUGAUCCCUUGGAUGCAUUCAUGUCAGGACUAGCCGAAGCCCCUCUACCAAAGAAGACCUUUGGCAACAAAUUCUCCAAGAAAAAAGAGGCACAACAACCCCAGGCUAUGUUCGGUGACGAAGAAGACGUGGCCAUCACCGCGGUCGGAGACGACGCUGCUGAAGACGUUCUUGCCAUUGCCAACAAAAAGAAGAAAAAGGAAAUACCCGCGGUGGAUCACGCCAAGGUUGAGUAUGAACCUUUCCGCAAAGAGUUCUAUCACGAGCCAGCACAUCUCGCAGAUAUGACCGAGGAGGAGACCGCAAACCUGCGUCUUGAACUAGACGGAAUCAAAGUCCGCGGUCUUGACAUUCCAAAGCCCGUACAGAAAUGGGCCGAAGUUGGGCUGGGUGUACAAACUCUCGAGGUCGUUGAGCGACUUGGUUACGAGUGCCUGACUUCCAUUCAAGCCCAAGCUAUUCCUUCAGUCAUGGCUGGUCGUGAUGUGAUUGGUGUUGCGAAGACUGGUUCUGGAAAGACAAUGGCAUUCCUGAUCCCAAUGUUCAGGCACAUCAAAGAUCAACGGCCUCUUGAAAACAUGGAAGGCCCGAUCAGUCUGAUCAUGACACCGACCCGUGAACUGGCAACUCAGAUUCAUAAAGACUGCAAGCCAUUCUUAAAAGCUUUAGGUCUUCGCGCAGUUUGCGCUUACGGUGGUGCUCCAAUCAAGGAUCAAAUUGCCGACCUGAAGCGGGGAGCGGAAAUUGUUGUGUGCACCCCUGGUCGUAUGAUCGAUUUACUUGCGGCAAACGCAGGUCGAGUACUAAAUUUGCGACGAGUUACGUUCGUUGUUCUUGACGAAGCCGAUCGCAUGUUCGAUAUGGGCUUUGAACCCCAAGUUAUGAAGAUCAUGGCCAACGUAAGACCAGAUCGUCAGACAGUCCUCUUUUCUGCCACCUUCCCUCGAAACAUGGAGGCUUUGGCCCGAAAGACGUUGAAAAAGCCCGUCGAGAUCGUGGUUGGUGGUAAGAGCGUUGUCGCUCCUGAAAUUACACAGAUUGUUGAGGUCCGCAACGAGGACCAAAAGUUUUUCCGUCUCUUGGAGUUACUGGGUAACCUGUAUGAGGAUGACGCAAAUGAGGACGCGCGGGCGUUGAUCUUCGUGGACCGUCAGGAAUCCGCUGAUAAUCUACUCAAGGAGCUUAUGCGUAAAGGUUAUCCGUGUAUGUCCAUUCACGGUGGAAAGGACCAGAUCGAUCGUGAUUCCACUAUCGAAGACUUCAAGGCAGGUAUUUUCCCUGUCUUGGUUGCUACCUCUGUGGCCGCCCGUGGUCUGGACGUCAAGCAGCUGAAACUUGUCGUCAACUACGACGCUCCCAAUCAUUUAGAGGACUAUGUCCACCGUGCUGGGCGAACUGGUCGUGCUGGCAACACUGGAACUGCGGUCACUUUCCUCACUGAUGAACAAGAACGAUACUCCGUGGAUAUCGCCAAGGCGCUCAAGCAGAGUGGUCAGGAGAUUCCCGAGCCUGUUCAAAAGCUGGUCGAUGCUUUCCUGGAGAAGGUCAAGGCCGGUAAAGAAAGAGCCAGCACCUCUGGAUUCGGUGGCAAGGGUCUAGAGCGGCUUGACCAGGAACGUGAGACGGCACGGAACCGUGAGCGUCGCACCUACAAAACCGGCGAAGAAGGCGAGGACGAGGAAGAGAAAGAGGAAAAGAAUGCUAAGGAUGAAGACCGAUUUAACAAGGCUCUUUCAUCCGUACAAUCUGCUGCUGCUCCAGCUCCUACACAGCUUGUUGGUGUGCCCAAGGGCAUUGAUCUGGAUGGCAAGAUUACUGUGCACAGGACAGAGAAGGACCCAGCAGGCGGCUCAAAGAACGCACUUGACAAGGUCGGCUCUGCCGUCGCUGAUAUUCAUGCUCGUUUGAGCCGAGCCGGUGUGAUGAGAUCAGGAGUUCCCAUCGACAAUCGUGGGCCAGAUGCUGGCGCGUUCCAUGCUACGCUUGAGAUCAACGACUUUCCCCAGAAAGCUCGUUGGGCAGUCACGAACCGCACAAACGUCGCAAAGAUCCUCGAAUCCACCGGCACAUCUAUCACAACGAAGGGAAAUUUCUACGCAAAUGGAAAAGAACCUGCUUCCGAAGAUGCGCCUAAGCUGUACAUUCUGGUUGAGGGUGAAACUGAGAUUACUGUCACCAACGCCAUGCGUGAGCUUAUGCGCCUCUUGAAGGAGGGUACUAUUGCUGCCGCCGACAGUGAUGCUCGUGCCCCAGCCAGUGGUCGUUAUAGCGUUGUCUAG